AUGAACCCCAAUCUUGGGUCAUGCCAAUCAUCUCCCGGGCCUAACCAGCAACUGGCGUCGCCGCUUUUUGCAAAACUCCCCACCGAGCUGCGCGCCCUGAUCUUCACGGAGCUUUUUGGUGGCCGAAGAAUUCACCUCGAAUUCAUGCCGCAUCCCCUGCGCGCCGACAAAGUGGGCAAUAGGCGGAGAUGGCGGCAUGGCAUUUGCGAGGAUGGAAUGGAGACGCCUUUUGGCCGUGUGAUUGCUCACCAGCACUACUGUCUCACCGCUGCCCGUCGCCGAGCCCUCGACAUUUCCAUGCUCUUCACAUGCCACCGAGCGCUCAUGGACGGCAUCCCUGUUUUGUACCACAGCAACGUAUUUCUCGUCAUCAACAGCGGUAGCCGGAGACUGCCCGUCGAUGACAUCCGCAGCCUCCAGGCCAAGAUGCCCAAGCAUUGGCCUCUCGUACGAUCCCUUGAGAUCAAGUGGGAGGUGGCCCCUUUUGAUCGGAAUCACGCCAGCAUGGUGCCACACUCCUACGGUCGGGAUGCCUACGAGGCGUUUUGGGAUGCUCUGGCCGAGAUGCCCGUGCUCUCCCGCCUACGGAUCGCCCUCCUGAUGCCUCCUUGUCCCCAGACCGACCAGAACCCACACCCAUUUGCGCUGCGGGACUUGUACUUGGGUCCCAUACAACGUCUGAGAAGCCUCAGAAUGUGCGAAGUCGCCAUGCCAAGAUCGUAUGUCUCUGCCUUUGGCGCACAGGAGUGGGAAUCCAUCAUGGCUCGCACUUCCGAGGGCCAAUACCGCAUCUCCUGGGUUGACGAUGAUUCGGGGUUGGUACCGGCUGGGCCAGCCACGGCCCAGCUAUUCUACCUGCCCCGGGGCCAUUGA
This is a messenger RNA of Chaetomium fimeti, 873 nucleotides long. RefSeq lists its product as uncharacterized. The coding region runs from base 1 to 873 and encodes 290 amino acids. NCBI's taxonomy places the organism in Eukaryota, Fungi, Ascomycota, Sordariomycetes, Sordariales, Chaetomiaceae. The record is from RefSeq and is a predicted model, not a curated record. The transcript has 2 exons.